UUUGUUUUUCCCACCCUGAGUGUCAAACUUUGACACCCCAAUGUCCGGUUUACAACAAAACAGCUCAGGUGCCACAUCUCGAAGUUCCGACCUCGAGCCAAAAUGCUGCGUCGUUUUGCACCGUUGGGUGUUUUGCUCGCUUGCCUUCUUGGCAGUUUUCAUCUCCUCACUCAUGCUCCACCUCCCAAACCUGCUCGAAGACUCGAAAAUAGUUCCAGUGAAAAACCCCAACGGCUCUGGCUUUUGCCCCGCAAAAACCACAAACUACACUCAGAGAGUUUGGGUGCUAAAGGACCCAGCGACCAAAUAUAUCACAGUCUAUGCCAUACAUUGGGGGUAUUUAGCCUCGUGCUUACCCGGAGCGAUUCUUUCCGACCAGUUUGGAGGAAAGUACUUGGUGACUUUAAGUCUGCUUUUCUCGUCGUUUUGGUGUUUGAUCAACCCGGCAAUCGCCGUUUUGAGCAGAAAAAGGCCGGGCUGGAUGGCCGGCACUAGGUUUUUCCGCGGUUUUUUCAAAGGGUUUGCCUUCCCGGCAAUUAUGUCCCUUCUGGUGCGAUGGGCGCCUGACACAGAGCGCACCUCAAUGACGUGCCUGGUUUAUGGUAGUUUUCUCCUCGCCCAUGAAAUAUCCUCAGUAAUCCAGAGAAUCAUAACCAAGGAGGAAGCCUACUUUGUGUUUGGUUCAGUGGGGGUGGUUUUCUGCCUACUGUGGCACCUCUUCGUGUACCCAAGUCCGUACGAACACCCGUGGAUUAAACCCAGCGAGCUCAAAUUUUUUGACGAAAACACGGAAGAUAAGCCGGUUAAAGGCCGUAAGAAAAUACCAUGGGGCCAAAUGUUCACUUCUAGCCCUUUGUGGGCGAUUUUGUUCCUCCAGGUUGGGCAAGCCUGGACUUGGUUUGUUUUUAUCUACGCUUACGAAGUCUACAUGCCGGGAGUUUUGAAAUUCGAAAAUUAUGAUAAUACAGUUUGGUGGACACCGUUUUAUUUGUUCUUCGGUUUGACGAUCAUUUUCGGAUUCACGUCAGAUUGGUUCAUCAAAGGGAAGCAUUUCAGUGUGACCACCAUGCGCAAAAUCAAUGCUGUUGUCGGGAAUGUUGGGGCUGGUGGCAGUUGCAUGUUUGCGAUUUUUCGCGGCUGCAACAGCAAUGGUGUUAUGCUCCACUUUACAAUCGGGUUGUGUUUUGAAGCGUUGCUUUAUUCGUCUUGUCGUGUCAAUCAUUUGGAUUUGACGUCCAAUUUUGUGGGGACUUUGAUGGGAAUUACUCGGAGUUCUAAUCAAAUUAUAGAAUAUGUGAUUAGAGCACGACUUCCGCAAUUCCUAACGGCAGAAAGCAGUUUGCCACAUUGGGCCAUGCUGUUUUGGUUAACUUUUGGGAUUAAUCUACUGUCAACGUUUUUUUUUGUGGUUUUCGGAAGCGGGCUAAGGCAAGAAUGGAAUCGUGUUCAAUAAAUAAAAAAUAUUGUCGUUUGUGUUUUACUAAGACCAAAAUAUACCUACCACUA
Tribolium castaneum (red flour beetle) is the source of this 1506-nucleotide messenger RNA. RefSeq names its product putative inorganic phosphate cotransporter. Gene Ontology annotation, molecular function: transmembrane transporter activity. Bases 41 to 1453 code for a protein of 470 amino acids. Gene Ontology annotation, biological process: monoatomic anion transport; transmembrane transport. Gene Ontology annotation, cellular component: plasma membrane. Lineage: Eukaryota; Metazoa; Arthropoda; Insecta; Coleoptera; Tenebrionidae. The transcript has 4 exons. The record is from RefSeq and is a predicted model, not a curated record.